Molecule: messenger RNA, 2868 nt
Organism: Rhizoctonia solani
Lineage: Eukaryota; Fungi; Basidiomycota; Agaricomycetes; Cantharellales; Ceratobasidiaceae
Product: ubiquitin-conjugating enzyme
Exons: 14
Coding region: 1-2868 (955 amino acids)
Source: RefSeq, a predicted model, not a curated record
AUGGCCCCGAAACAGAGUUCGAAAAAGGCGGCAAAGUUCUAUUCCGAGGACAUUGUUCGCAAAAUAAGCGAUCCCACACGAGUGGCGAUGGUCGGCCGCAGCUGGCACGACGCAGACGACCAAGUGUCCCCACUGAACCCCUCCGAUCCGCUAGAACUACCCCUCAAAAAGGGUGAGUUUGGGAUAACGGAUAUCGAGCACCGCACGCGCCACAUUGUGCCCGAAUCCGAAUACGAGCUCGUCGACCGCACAUUUCGGGUCGGGGACGUAUGCAAGCGUGGGAUCGACGACGUCGCUAGCGCCGUGGUCCUCGAGGUCCGAUGCGAACUUAGGCUCAAGCACGCGAUCAGCGGGGUACCUGUCGAGGGAUGGAUACCCGGGGAGGAAGUGGAGAAUAAGCCGGGUGUCAUGCUGGGGGAUUACGUUGUGUGCAACGAUUGGGUUGGACAGGUCGAGGAGAUUUUCGACGAGGCGAUUAUUCUGCUUAAUGACAAGGAUCUAGUUCGGGUUGCGGAUAUGGGCGGCAGGUUUGCUGUUGGCGAUCGCGGGACGGACAUUCUUCCUGCGACUGGCCACCCGCCCUUCACGUCAGGCACCUCGCAAUGCAUUCUUGAAGUUCAGCCUAGCGUGUUGGCCGUCAGCUGGUUGGCUGUCAACCAAUGGCUCACCCCCGAAGAAUCGGCCAAUCGACCAAGACCGCAACAGUUUUGGACCGCAGAAGAUCUUCAUCACCUUACCUAUGUCAAGAUUCGCUCUGAAAACGUAACCCGGGUCCCCGAUCGAGUGACGUUCAAAGAUCCAGGGGCGUAUCAAAGGUACGGUGUGGUCAAGACUCAGCACAGGGGCGAGUCGGGUCGCGUACUCGAAGUGGAAACGAUGGUGGUCACUGAAAGUCGCUCGACCGCCAAGAUCAUGUGGCAGGAUGGGACAAUCGAGGAAGUUUUGGGUACCGCCAUUAUUCCAUACUUGAAUGUGGACGAGCCAGGAGAUUUUGUCCGCUGGAAGAACGAAGACGAGGCCCGAGUGGCAGUCGUCCAGUCCACUCAUGCCCAGAACCGAACGGCCAAGGUAAUGUGGUAUGGCACAAGCCCUCCCCAGACCGAAACCGUCUCCGUGCUCGAACUCGAUCCACACGGACCGUCCGGGACCGAAACAUUCGGCGUUCGACGGGGUGAUUUUGUCUUUUUGCACAGACCGGGGACGACCAAUGGUGCGCAACUACCCGCAGUCCCGCGUAUCGGAGAAUUGGAAGAGUGGGUGCGAGAGCCCCCGCCAAUGGCUCAGCAACCUCAUCCGUCCCACACGCAUACGCACUCGCAUUCGGACGAGAACGGUCAUUUUCACGUCUAUUCGGAUGGCCGGGACCAAUCUGGGAACGAUUUGAAUUUGGCCGAGGCCGGGUGGAGAGGUGUGAUGGCUGCGCUCGGGAUGAAACUCGCCGAGGAAGGAGCAUCGCAAGAGUACUUUCAUACCGAGCAACUGGGGCGCGAACGCCGUGUAGUCAAAGUCCAUGAGUUCAAGGGUGGGAGUAUCAGGUGGUUUGGAGAAGUUAUGAACUUGACUACAGGCGGGCUGAUUCAAGUCGUUUUACCUCAUGGAGAGGUGGUCGAGGUUCCACUUGAACGGGUUACGCUGCUCAAUAACGAAGGGUUCGAUGAACUUGGCGGAUGGCAGGACGGUGAUUUGUCUGCGGAUGAAGGGAGCAGUUAUGGUUCGGAAGAAGUCAUGGAAGAGGUUGUGUAUCCCGAUGGACAGCCCUUGCAGGAAGAGGAAGUGGAUGGGUGGGAAACGGAAGGAAGCGAGGAUGAAGAUAUGGAGAGCGCUGGGUCUUGGGGCGACGAUGAGGAUAAAGAUAUGACUAUACCCGGAGGAUAUAUCCCUGGUUCUCCGAUUCCGCCUGAGUCCGCUACUGAUACUACGGCUACUACUGGUGCUACUGGUGCUACUGGUGCUACUGGUGCUACUACUGUGACCGCUCCUGUUGCCGAAAAGGAGACAUCCCCAUCACUGCCUUCAGUACCUGGACCGAGCACGAGUCUAAAUGUUAGUGGAGGAUCGAUACUUGAUACGCUGGACGAAUCCACUUCGCCUUGGCAUCGAUUCGAGAUAUUGCCUAGUGCCCCAGUGGACCACGCGUAUUAUGGACACAAGACCACCUCGGCUCAGCCUCCCAAAUCGUUCAUGACUCGACUGGCUAAAGAGUACAAGGUGCUCGCUAGUAGCUUACCUAACACGAUCUUGGUCCGAGCGUACGAAGACCGUUCAGACCUCUUGCGAUGCCUGAUUAUCGGUCCUCAGAACACACCGUAUGAAGAUGCACCGUUUGUGAUCGACUGGUUUUUGGAUAGUUCGUUUCCUCAAUCUCCACCGCAGGCGCAUUUCUUGAGCUGGACGAACGGAAAUGGACGCGUAAACCCGAACUUGUACGAAGAAGGCAAGGUGUGCUUGAGUAUCCUUGGGACGUGGUCCGGAGACAAGAGCGAGUCCUGGAGUGCGGCGAGGUCGUCGCUGUUACAGGCGUUUGUGUCUAUCCAGGGGUUGGUACUGGUCAAGGAGCCCCGACUGUAUAGCGAAAAGGCCUACGUCCUUUCCAGAGGAUUCAUACGACGAGCCUUGGAGGUCGAAGUGGGCGGGCUUGAAACCGAGAUCGAGUGGUAUUAUAUCAAGCAGGGCCGAUUGGCCAGAGCAAUCGAAGACGCACGAGCUCUGGUAGCACGGAGUGAGGCAGGAGAGUAUGAGGCUCUCAAGGAGGUAUUAAAGGAGUCGGACCCAGCGGUUGGAGUUUUAUCUGAGGGUGCAGUGAUCAUGCUCAGGCGAACCCUAGACAAGCUGGAUGCUAUACUGAAGGAGAGGACAAAGUCGUCUUGA